This is a messenger RNA of Alternaria arborescens, 1434 nucleotides long. RefSeq lists its product as hypothetical. Gene Ontology annotation, molecular function: hydrolase activity, acting on carbon-nitrogen (but not peptide) bonds; chitin binding. The record is from RefSeq and is a predicted model, not a curated record. The transcript has 3 exons. The coding region runs from base 1 to 1434 and encodes 477 amino acids. Lineage: Eukaryota; Fungi; Ascomycota; Dothideomycetes; Pleosporales; Pleosporaceae. Gene Ontology annotation, biological process: carbohydrate metabolic process.
AUGAGCCAGGGAUUUGGCAGGGUAACGGGAGUACUUAGUGCUCUCGCCGCAUUAGUCUCCCUCGCUUCCGCCGUUCCGUUCGGGUUGCAGAUCUAUUCGUGUACUACGCCUGGGGUUAUUGCUCCGGGUUUCGAUGACGGGCCAUGGAUCUAUUCCGAGGAUAUUCUUAACAGGAUGGAAGCCGCUGGAUUCAAGGCGACUUGGUUCAUCAACGGAGCCAACAAGGGCAAUAUCUACGACUAUAACUCAACUCUACAGAGAAUGGUUAGCAUGGGGCAUCAAAUUGGCUCGCACACUUGGAGCCACAAGGACCUUGCAACUUUGACCGCCGACGGAGUACGACAAGAAAUGACGUUACUCGAGGACGCUAUGAUGAAUAUCCUAGGAUACUUCCCAUACUACAUGCGACCACCAUUUCUAUCACUCAACGCCAACGCCCUUAGUGUUCUCAAAGACCUUGAGUACCACGUUAUCAUUGGUGACCUAAAUACUAAAGAUUGGGAGUACCAAUCGGAAACCGGGAUCAAUACAGCAAAGCAGCUCUUCAUCGAUGGUCUUGACCAAGGCUACACCAUCGUCGAAGCUCACGAGCAAGAAGUCUGGACACAUGACGAGCUCAUCAACUACAUGAUCUCGGUAGUGCAAAGCAGAGGCAUCAAGACCGUGACUGUCGCAGAAUGUCUAGGUGAGCCAUCGACCUCACAAUGGUACCGCUCGGUUCGCCAACCAAGAUCCACCAAUACGAUUUCUAGCGCUGAUGCUGGCCCGACUGUAGUAUACUCCCUCAAUGGAAGGUGCGGCAACAUCAACGCUGGCAACAAUAUGGGCUGGACGUGCCCUCCAAAUGGUGGCCGGUGCUGCAGUAAAUAUGGAAGCUGCGGGAGCACCAGCGACUACUGCGCUGCGAAUGUCUGCCAGCCAGCUUUUGGGUUGUGCAACCCCCCAAUAUCUUCAUCUUCCUACCGCGACGAGGCCAGCAUGACGUCCGGCCCUGCUGCUACCAAUGUACCUUCAUCGAGUUUUGUCUUUUCCAACAACACUGCAACAGCUACCUCACCCAAUACGGCUGCGACGCCUCUAGGACCAGGGAGCAUCACGCCCGACAACACUUGCGGAAAUCAGGGAAGCGGGAAGAACAAAGGCUACAUCUGCAAGACCGGUUCGUGUUGUAGCAAGUAUGGAAACUGCGGUACGACUGCAGACUACUGUGCUGCGACUGUCUGCCAAAGUGCUUUUGGAAAAUGCGACACCGCUUCUGUAAGGGGGAGCGUCUCUCCUGAUGGUACUUGCGGGGACGUUGGAAAAGGCAACAACGCUGGCUACGUCUGCAAGACGGGCUUGUGCUGCAGCAAGUACGGUAACUGUGGUGGCACUGCAGAUUACUGCGCCGCUUCAAAGGGCUGUCAGGCAUCCUUUGGUAGCUGCACAAGUUAG